This is a messenger RNA of Epithele typhae, 645 nucleotides long. Its product is annotated as heat shock protein 30. NCBI's taxonomy places the organism in Eukaryota, Fungi, Basidiomycota, Agaricomycetes, Polyporales, Epitheliaceae. The record is from RefSeq and is a predicted model, not a curated record. The transcript is spliced from 3 exons. The coding region runs from base 1 to 645 and encodes 214 amino acids. Gene Ontology annotation, cellular component: membrane.
AUGGCUGGCAGCUCACUUGACACCAAUCCGCCUACCGUUGACCGCCAUAUCACAGCCGGAGGCUGGGCGGUAUUCGCCAUCAUGCUGAUCAGCGACGCAGUCAUGUUGUUUUGGCUUUUCACGUUCGUGCGGUACAUCCAAUGGUUCAUCACCUUCCCGCUCCUCCUCCUCGAGCUCCUUCUCACCACCGGCUUCUCUCUCUCCGGCAUCUUCACCGCCGUCUUCAUGGCCUGGGUCGCCGUCGGUUCCGGCCUCGUCGGCGCGCUCGUGUCGACCGGCUGCAAAUGGGGCUACAGUCAACUCCCUCGUAACGCAUACCCCUCGGGAACCGCCCAAAGGCACACAGCCCUCCUUUGGCACGGCCCGCGCACGACGUUCGCCGCGGGGAGCGUCGUCACCCGCACCGGCUUCGUCUGCGGCGGCGGCGUCCUCGCGCUCUACCCGCUCUGCUCGGCGCCGACCGAGGGCGGGAACGUGGUCUCGCCCGACGGCGAGAUGAUCUGGGACGGCGUCCUUGCCGGCCCCGUCUUCCUCUUCGGCUUCCUCUUCGGGCUCCGGAACACCGACUACGGCGCGUUUGCGCUCGCGUCGACCAAUUACUCCAACGGGACGGGGCCGAUGGUGGGGAAGCGGGACGUGGUGUGA